Molecule: messenger RNA, 3621 nt
Organism: Capsicum annuum
Lineage: Eukaryota; Viridiplantae; Streptophyta; Magnoliopsida; Solanales; Solanaceae
Product: LEAF RUST 10 DISEASE-RESISTANCE LOCUS RECEPTOR-LIKE PROTEIN KINASE-like 1.4
Exons: 4
Coding region: 1167-3254 (695 amino acids)
Biological process (GO): protein phosphorylation
Molecular function (GO): ATP binding; polysaccharide binding; protein kinase activity
Source: RefSeq, a predicted model, not a curated record
GGGCGGGUAUAACAUAAAUUAUGUGUUCAACUUUAUAUAUAAUAGAUAAACUUGGAUAACUUAUCAUUUUUCAUUUGGAGAAGGUCUAAAAAUGUUUAAUUUCACAUUAGAUAAUUUGAAUAACUUUUUAUUUCCAAGCGUAACCUUGGCUUUCAUAAAAGACUUUGGAAGAAGAUCUCUGGAAAAGGGUCAAAUGUGCUAUUUUGUUGUUUUAUCCGGGUUUAGUAGUCUCAUGAUUGUUAUCUCAUAUUCUUAUAAACUAACAUUACAACUGUAGUUUAGUUGGUCCCAAAAAUUGCCUAUUUUGGUACAUGGGAUAUUUCGAGAUUAUCAUGCUAUUAUCAUUUUAAGUUAUUACCAAACGACCCCUUUUGUUUUAGGUGGAAUGGUUUUCUUAGAAUGAGGAACUUCCACUUUCGUUGAAGCACUUCAUUUAAUGCACGAGAUCAUGAGUUGAUUCCUUCUACCGCUACUUCUAAAAUCUACUUUUUCUCCACCUUCCAUUUGGUGCUUCUGCAUUCCAGGAAAGUAUCUCCAAGAAUUAGCCUUAGUAAUAUGUUUUGGACUCAUAAAGCUCACCAAGUGAUCCUAAAUAUCAGUCAUCUACGGACUUGGAAAUGGUCUAAGUAUAUGGUAAAACUUAAAAGCCACCAAACCUGGUUGUUAAUAAGCAAAUUAUAGUAUAUGUGGUUGUUGGAUAGUCUUUGACAUAGUUGUCCUAAUUAGAUAGAAACGCUUAACAAACCUCCAAUCGUUUUCUUAUGUCCAAGUAAUUUCAAAUUGACUUCUCUAUAUAGUACACUGCCUAAUCCCAAAUAAAUAAGAAAUAAAAAAGACACAAAAAAGAAAUACCAAAGCUUACAUUUUUUUCUUUCUUUUUCAACAACUCAAAAAUCAACUCUCUAGGUAAGUUUUCAUUUACUUUAAGAGAGCACCUUUAAUUUGAUUUCCUCCACAGUUUAGAUUCAGUCAAUGUGUUGUUUCCAUGACUUCCAUAAUAAAGAAAAAGUGUAGUAUCAUCAAGUGAAGCCAUUUUUAUCACCCAACUUCCUUUGUUUAUCAUCUUCUUCGUGCUUUAUUUCCACCUAAUUUUCUACUCACCAUAUACUUGUUUAGUAAUCCAUUGCCUUCUUCCUUGGCCACAUCCAUUUCACAGUUUCCUCCAAAUGAAUUCGCAAAGCUUUUGCUUCUUCUCUUUGCUCACUCUGGCUUCCUCCCUUGUACUAAUUCAUGUACCUCAAGGUUCGAGUAAUCCUAACGAGUUCUACCAGCCUUGUGGGAAAAAGUAUACGUGUGGCAAUAUUACGGGAUUAAGUUAUCCUUUUCUCAGUGUCAAUGACCCUCCCUUCUGUGGCUAUCCUGGUUUUGAGUUCAAAUGCAAUCAGGAUAGUACUACUACUAUGGUCAUCAACAACAUCAAUUAUCGAAUUUUAAACGUACAUCCAACAACCCAAACAAUGAGGGUUGUGAGGGAGGAUAUGAUGGAAUCACCUUGUCCUGUUGAUUUAGUUAACACCACUCUGGACUACUCCCUCUUUGAUUUCGCUGCUGGCUAUACAAACUUGACCUUCUUAUAUAAUUGUCCUGUUUCGUACAUUGAGAUAAUGGAUGUUACCGCUUGUAGAAACAGCAAAUACCACAAUGUUUUCGUGUUGCCGGGUGCUGUUGGCCCCGGGAAGUGCACUGCUAGUGUCACAGUUCCAGUGCUUCAGACGAGUGCCGUUACUGUGGGGUCCUUGAAUUCAUCAGGUUUGGGACAAUUACUACAAGAGGGGUUUGAUAUAAGAUGGAAACUUGAUGGUAAAGCCUGCAGUGAAUGUACUCAAAAAAAGGGAAGAUGUGGGUACGAUGAAUUUAGUAAGAAAACAACAUGCUUUUGUCCUGGUCCUCCUCUUGAAUCUUCUGCAUGUUCAGCUGCUGCUUUUGCAUACCCACCACCAUUUUCAAUAUCUGUACCAUCUCCAUCCCCAGGUAAUGCAAAGAAAAGUCAGACUCCACUGACAGUAGGCCUUAGCGUAGGAGGUGCUGUACUUGCAGGCAUUGGCGUUGGGUGGCUAAUCUUCUUCUGCAGACAAAGAAAAAAGCAGAUUGCUUCAGAGGCUUCACCUGCCCAAACCGAAAGGAAAGAUCUUCCAAUUUUAAGUUCAAGCAAUGGCCUGACUUCUUCUUCUUCUUCUCCUUCUUCAACCAAUUUCACCAGAAGCAUUCCCUCUUAUCCCUCUUCCAAAUCUGAAGCUGAUUACGGGAGGGGAAGCUCCUACUUUGGGGCUCAUGUCUUCAGUUUUGCUGAACUUGAAGAAGCCACAAAUAAUUUUGAUCAAUCCAAAGAACUAGGGGAUGGUGGCUUUGGUGUCGUGUACUUUGGCAAGCUCCAGGAUGGUCGUAAGAUUGCAGUCAAGCGCUUGUAUGAGAACAAUUUCAAGCGUGUAGAGCAGUUCAUGAAUGAAGUAGAGAUUUUAACAAAGCUCCGCCACAAGAACCUAGUAACAUUGUAUGGGUGUACAUCUAAACGAAGCCGAGAUUUACUGCUUGUUUAUGAGUAUAUACCAAAUGGGACAGUGGCUGAUCAUCUGCAUGGAAAACGGGCCAAAUCUGGCUUACUCUCUUGGCCAGUCCGAAUGAACAUAGCUAUUGAGACUGCUGAUGCUCUGGCUUAUCUCCACUCCUCAGUUAUAAUACACCGUGAUGUCAAAACCAACAACAUUCUGUUAGAUAACGAUUUCCAUGUGAAAGUUGCUGAUUUUGGUUUAUCAAGACUGUUCCCAAAUAAUGUCACACAUGUCUCCACUGCUCCACAGGGUACACCAGGCUAUGUUGAUCCUGAAUACUACCAGUGUUACCAUCUCACUGAAAAGAGUGAUGUCUAUAGUUUUGGGGUAGUCUUGGUGGAGCUUAUCUCAUCAUUAGAAGCUGUGGAUACCGACAGGCACCGCCAUGAUAUUAAUUUGGCUAAUAUGGCUGUGAACAAGAUCCAAAGUCAUUCAAUGCAUGAAUUAGUUGAUCCAAAUCUUGGAUUCUCGACAAACAGCUCCGUGAGGAGGAUGACUACAUUAGUCGCUGAGUUAGCUUUCCGAUGUCUGCAACAGGAGAGAGAUCUUAGACCUUCAAUGCAAGAAGUGCUGGAGACAUUGAGAGGCAUCCAGGAUGGAGAGUCGAAAGCACACAAGGCUGAGGUACUGGAUAUUGUGGUAGAUGAUGUUGGGCUCCUAAAGGGCUCUUGUUCCUCUCCAGAUUCAGUUGCCCCAAACAAAUGAGUUAACUGCUCCACACCACAUUCUAGUGGAGGAAAUCAUGAAAUAUCUUUUUCAGGUUUGUUGAAUUCAAUAUGCUAGACAAAGAAGCAACUACUAAUUUGGCACUUGUGAUCAGCUUCAUCUUUGGGCUAGUAUCCUGCGUCUUCCAAUGUUCAUUUAAUCUCUUAUUUUUGCUUACAUAUAGUUAUCUUGUUUUAGUCAAUAUUGUCUGUGGGAGAUUAUCUACUGCUUUUCGCAUAAGGCAAUGUAAAUAGUGAAUAGGGCUGGCAACAUUGUAGUAUAUACAUAUGCUUCUCUGCUCUUUGUUCGUCAGGUUUAUUUUCUUUAUUGGCCUUUCGGCCCAUCUAUUUUAUCACCUUAAAGUUCA